CUCUCGCUGUCUCUCUCUCUCUUCUCUUCCCUCCUCUUUGUUUUUGCAAAGAUGGCAACCGAGGGGCUGCAGGAGAACGAGACCCUGGCCUCGCUGAAGAACGAGGCCGAGAGCCUCAAGGGCAAGCUGGAGGAGGAGAGGGCCAAGCUGCACGACGUGGAACUUCAUCAGGUGGCAGAGCGCGUGGAGGCCUUGGGGCAGUUUGUGAUGAAGACACGAAGGACAUUGAAAGGCCAUGGCAAUAAAGUCCUCUGCAUGGACUGGUGCAAAGAUAAAAGAAGAAUUGUCAGCUCUUCCCAGGAUGGGAAGGUGAUUGUUUGGGAUGCCUUCACUACCAAUAAGGAACAUGCGGUGACGAUGCCUUGUACCUGGGUGAUGGCAUGCGCCUAUUCCCCAUCAGGAUGUGCCAUUGCAUGUGGUGGUCUGGACAACAAAUGCUCUGUGUAUCCACUGACAUUUGAAAAAAAUGAGAAUAUGGCAGCCAAGAAGAAAUCUGUCGCCAUGCACACCAAUUACCUGUCAGCUUGCAGCUUCACUAACUCAGACAUGCAGAUCUUGACUGCUAGCGGAGAUGGCACUUGUGCACUCUGGGAUGUGGAAAGCGGGCAGCUUCUGCAGAGUUUUCAUGGUCACGGAGCUGAUGUCUUAUGCCUGGAUCUUGCUCCUUCGGAAACAGGAAACACAUUUGUGUCAGGGGGGUGUGAUAAAAAAGCAAUGGUUUGGGACAUGAGGACUGGCCAGUGUAUUCAGUCGUUUGAAACCCAUGAAUCGGAUAUUAAUAGUGUCAGGUAUUACCCAAGUGGAGAUGCCUUUGCCUCUGGGUCAGAUGAUGCCACAUGCCGCUUAUACGACCUCCGAGCAGACAGAGAAGUGGCCAUUUAUUCCAAAGAGAGCAUCAUCUUUGGGGCAUCCAGUGUGGACUUUUCUCUUAGUGGCCGCUUACUGUUUGCUGGCUACAAUGACUACACCAUAAACGUGUGGGAUGUUCUGAAAGGGGCUCGUGUGUCAAUCUUGUUCGGCCAUGAAAAUCGUGUUAGCACUUUGAGGGUUUCACCUGAUGGGACUGCCUUCUGCUCAGGAUCAUGGGAUCACACUCUGAGAAUCUGGGCUUAAUCCUCAGCGCUAUUUCCAAAUGCACAUUAAAAUUGACAUUGUGGGAUGAAGGAGAGAAAGAUCUCAAAACGUGAAAAACAAGAAGAUACAAGAAAGAAACAAAAUGCAACAACAUGAUGGUCGAAAGAUUGAAGGCUACAUUGUCAGUGUUUUAUCACAUUGUUGCCCAAAUGGAAUCACUACUGAUAAGAAAAAGGUAAUAUAGGUAAUAUACUUUUCUCAUACCGGGGAAGGGGGGAAUCUAUGUGCGAUAUAAUAAUAAGCUGUUUUUAAUUGUUUUUGAAACUAACUUUUUUUCUUAGAAGUAGUUUAAUAAUUCUGGAAGCCAGACUUCUGUCAAAAUAAGCGGUAAAACAAUUUCGUACUUUAAUGCACAUGAUGUAUGUAGCAUUUGCAUGAGAUUACAUUUCUUCCUAAACUUGGAAAUAAAACCAGAGUAUCUUGAGGUAUCAGGGUAUCUGAGGGCUCUUGGAAAAGUUACUUUUUUUGAACUACAACUCCCAUCAGCCCAAUCCAGUGGCCAUGCUGGCUGGGGCUGAUGGGAGUUGUAGUUCAAAAAAGUAACUUUUCCAAGCUCUGGGGCUCACUCCCUCAUUCCAUAGAAGCAGCAAGGGAGAAAGAAUUGAGUGAUUUGCAACUUCUACCCACUCUUCCGGGUCUCCCAUAACAGGUAAAGAUCAUGAGCCAGCGUGGUAUAACAACUGGGAGUGUUGAUCUAGGACUGGGAAGACCCAGGUUUGAAUCUCCACUUGGCCACGAAUCUCUGGGUGUGACCUUUGGCCGCUCACUAUCUUUCAGUCUAACCUACCUGACAGGGUUGUUGUGAAAAUAAAAUGGGAGUCGGGGAUGGAGACCUAUGUAUGCCACUUUGAGCAUCCUGGAGAAAAGGCAGGAUAUAAAUGUAAUUAAAACAACAACAACAGUGUGCUCUUCUGAUGUGAGAGUGUCCAAAUCUUCAUGGGGAGCAUGCAUGUUCUUCCCAGCUCAUGUGAUCUGAUGUGGUGACAGGUCACACAUCUGCUGUCCUUCACAGAAGGCUCAGCACCAGGAAUGAGAGGCCCAGUGGCUCUCCAGGUGUUGCUGGACUGCAACUCCCAUCAUGCUGAUCAUUGAUUAUGCCAGCAGGGGCCGAAGGCAGUUGAAGUCCAACAGCACCUGGAGAGUUCUAGGUAAGCCAUCCCUGUUUAAACCAAGGAGGAAGAGAAGCACAAUGCAUCAUCCUUCCUCUCUCAGCUUUUAUGAAAUAUCUGAAUAAACCCUGACUCUUGAAACAUUCCGUGGUUGAAUAUUGAAUGUGAAGCUUUAAAAAGAAAAAAAAAACAGUGCAAUUCAGAAUAAUUUAAAAUCAAUGGGAUUUUCUUUUGGCCAGUUUUUUCUGUUGGAUGUGGACUGCAUUCAGUUAUCAGCUGGUUGUUACUUAAUUUUAAGUGAGUUAGAAACAAUUCACCUAACAAAGUAAUAAAAUUGGGACAGAUCCUUCAAAUAGUGACACCCAAUGCCGAUGUAACACUUCCCUAAUCUCUUGGCCACAGUCCAGAGAUGGGAAAACAAGACUUCUAACUUGGGGCUUUUUGCUUUGUUCAGCUCAAUCAUUUUAAAUUAAAAAAAGAGUUUGCAUCUGUGUCAAGUUUGCAUCUGUGUCAGUAUUUCCAGGAUCUGAUCCUACAGAGCCAACAAACUUCCUGUUCAAUUUAAUGGAUGUUAUAUAAAAGUGUAUUUUUUGUAAGAAUAAUCGUUUCUGUCUCUUUUUUAACUGUUUUUAGAUGCAGUAAUUUAAUCUUUGUGUUUUGAACUGAAAUAACUUUGAAGUGUACAACUUAAUAGAAAUGAAAAGUAGUUUAAAUUUACGUGUUUGUGAAAUGCUAGUUACGUAGUUCCUCAGAAAGUUUAAAUUAUGUAAUUUGAGGGAUUUUUGUUAAUUACAGAGAUGCUGAACCCUAGGUACUUACUACACCCAUUUAUGAAUUGCAAACACUGGGGUCAUUUGCAAUGAAUUAGUGUAGCAGUGUAAGAUUUUACAUGGCAAAUGGGUAUGAAUGAUUGGUUGGCAAAGAAAAUCUCCUAAAGAGUGAACACACCAACCUGGGUGUGGGAAACCAGCAGCCCUCUGGUUGUUGUUGGACUACAACUCCCAGCAUCUCUGACUGGGGUUGAUUGAAGUUGGAGCUCAACAACGUCUUGGAGGGCCACAGGUUCCUCAUACCUGCACUAAGACAUGAACUAGACUGAGCUCUCUCACACCUCCCUCCCUUCCCCUCUCCUUCCAAGCAGAUGGGAGGAGGAGCUUGGAAGCUUCGGCUUUCGUUAACUGUAACUUCCCGAUAUGGUCCAAACUGACAACUAUGGUUAAUACUAACUGUGGCAAGUCAGCUUCAGAAACCAUGGUUUGAAGUUGGGCUUGUUUGAAACUAAUCGCAGUCAACGUUAACCACUGUUUGCUGCUGCAGACGAUACAACAAACCACAGCUAGCUAAACACAAAAGCUUUCAAACUCCUCCUCCCAGCUGUGCACACAAGCCCACGAGAAAGCUAGACAGGGCAGCUGAACUGCAGUUCAUCAUGACAUAUGAAUGUGGCUUUUUGUAGAAGUAUGUACAGAUGGAUAGGGGUUACUGCCUUAUUUGGGGGCAGAUGCUUUGUUCCUAACACACAGAGGAUGAGCCAUAGCUUAGUGGCUGAGUACCUGCUUUGCAUGCAGAAGGUCUCAGGUUUAUUUAUUUAUUUAUUAUUUGAUUUAUAUUCUGCCCUUCCUCCCAGCAAGACCCCAGGCUCAAUUCCUGGCAUCUUCCAAGCAGUAGUGUAGUGGCAAUUUCAGAAGUACAAGAUACCUUCAUGAUAGUUGUGCCACUCAUCCCUCAUAUCUACGGCCCCUUUUCCACUGUCCCUUGUCUUUCUGUCAUUUUGGGAGUCUACACCCCAAUACAACAGAUGUCCCUAGGAGCCAAUCAGCAUGAAAGGGGAGGCUUUGUGUUAGCUACUGAGCAGAGACUUCUCAGUGGCGGACUCACCUUCGUUUCACUCAGCAUAAAAGGACAAGGACUAUUUUCAGUGGCUAAUAUGCUCGCUUUUCAUGCUGAUUGGCUCAUACAUAGGGACCUGGCUGGGACCCUGCUCUCAAAAAAGUCAUGGAUCUAUGACACACACACACACCCAUCACUCCGGAUGACUUCACCCUUGCUCCCAAGUAUCACUGGAAAGCACCACUGUCUAAAAUUUUGGAGACUGGCUGCCAAGCUAUUUAGACAGCUCUAGGCUAGACAGGCCCAUGGUCUGACUGUACAAGGCAGCUUUCUAGGUCCUAACAAGGAGAAAACAGCAAAUGAGCGCUUCUCAUUUCUGCAUCUUUCCAUGCUGGAAAGGCAACACCAGUUGUGAGCAGGGAAAAGGAGGUUGCAUGCCAUUAUCUUUCCUUCCCCACUACCAUUCUGUCCAACUCAGACAAAAAGGCUAAGUGAGAUCCCAGUGCCAUUCAUGGACUGAAGUUGCAAGCAGAGAAGUACCCCAGUCAAAUGCCCCUGCAUUUAAUUAAUUAGCCAUGUCAUAGGUGCUAGCCAAUUAGUGUCCUCCACACCUGGCUUCUUCGUAGUUCAAGCUUAACCAUGCUGUAGACUUGUCAAAACCAGAAUCCCCCCCCCAAUUCCCUGGAAGGGAAAAAGUUGCUUGUCCUGAAUGCACUUCUAAGCCAUCCUGAAUGCACUUCUAAGCCAUCCUGAAUGCACUUCUAAGCCAUCCUGAAUGCACUUCUAAGCUAGCACCAAAAGCUCUCCAAAUGUUAGGUCUUUGUAAGGGAUACCCUCUAAAAAUAUAGAGAGUAUGACUUACAUUUGCUUGGAUUCAGAUUUAAAUGAUUGCGCUUUCAGCCAACAAACUGAAAUUCAUUAAUGGGCCAUAAGAUUUUAAAAAUACUUAAAUAAGGGAAAAAAGAGAUAUAGACAGGAAGAUCUCUAGCUACAUCAGCCAGUGAUAAUGUAGCUGUUUUGUUGUUACAUAGGAACAUCUCAAAUCUUCUGCUGUCCUUGACAAAUCACUUCCCACAAUUUUUGUUUGGAAAAUGGAUUUUAUGCGCUUAUGCCUGUUACAAAUUGCACUAUAAAAACUGUUAAAUGUUAAGAGCUCAUUGUGCAAUACCGAGUUGACACACUGUGCACUUUGAUUAGACAGUAUUUAUUGAUGAAAUAUUUUGAGGUUUGAACGGAAUAUAUUGUGUUGAUAGUUAUGAGUGGCCUCAGUAUAAUAAAUUGUAUUUUACAUACUGAGGCUCUUUGAUUGUCUCUAAACACUUUUUAGGAUGCUACUCUUUGUUUACUUUGCCAUGCAUUCUCAGUGUGAAGACACUUUUUUGACCUUCCCGUGUUCAUGAUUUGGAGUGGGAGGUGGGACAAAGGACAGGAGCGCUUAAGUUUCCACCUACAACUCCACUUCAAAUCCCUCGUUUAAUCCACAUUUCCCCUCUGUAGAUUUCCAACAUGAAGGUAAGCUCUAAAUCAUACAGUUGAUUGUUUGAAAAAUCAUUGCUAAUUACAGCACUUGAACCUAAAUGUACGUGAGGUUGGGGGUUCCCAAACUGUGGUCCGUGCUGUCUGUGGAUUUGUGGU
Rhineura floridana is the source of this 5708-nucleotide messenger RNA. RefSeq names its product G protein subunit beta 5 (gene GNB5). Lineage: Eukaryota; Metazoa; Chordata; Lepidosauria; Squamata; Rhineuridae. Gene Ontology annotation, cellular component: heterotrimeric G-protein complex; cytoplasm. The transcript has 11 exons. The record is from RefSeq and is a predicted model, not a curated record. Gene Ontology annotation, biological process: G protein-coupled dopamine receptor signaling pathway; G protein-coupled receptor signaling pathway. The coding region runs from base 52 to 1113 and encodes 353 amino acids. Gene Ontology annotation, molecular function: signaling receptor complex adaptor activity; protein binding.